UCGCUCUACUCAACAGCUGUACAAACCCAACUACCGAGUUUUUCACAAUAGAAAAAGCUGCUGUUUAUUGAAGGUCAAAACCCAGAUCUCAUGGCCGCCAUGCCUUAUUCCAUCUUUACCCUUUAAUACCUGCACUUUAUCUUCUAUCUUCUUCCUUCACUUCAAUACUGACUGUUUUGUUUUCUCUUUCUAAAGAUGAAGAACAUGCCGGUGACCUUGAGAUCUACUCUUUGAAGAUCUGCGUGAUUAUUAUUAUUAUUGUUUUUCUUUUUCUCUUUACAAAGGUGGAAUGGGAAGCAAAUGGAGGAAAGCUAAGAUGGCACUUUCAUGCCUCUACGUACCGAGCUCUACGGAUGACUCGUCGCCGACUAAUCGGAUCGGUGAAAGAUUCUCCGACGCUGCUUUGUUGUCGCCAUCUCCUUCAUCUAUAGGGAGGAGCUCGGAUGUCUCAAUGCCUAAAACGCCUAUGCCGUCAUCCGCUGGGCUUCUCCUUCCCAAACACAGCUCCAAAUCUUCCAAGAGAACUUGUGCAAUAUGCCUCACAAAUAUGAAGCCAGGACAGGGUCAUGCAAUUUUUACAGCAGAGUGUUCUCAUUCCUUCCAUUUUCAUUGCAUAACUUCUAAUGUUAAACACGGAAAUCAAAUUUGCCCUAUCUGCAGAGCAAAGUGGAGAGAAGUUCCAUUAAAGAGUCCAGCUUCAGAUCUUUCUAAUAGAAAGUCACGAGCAAAUGCUGGUGGCUUGCAUCAAGAUGCUAGCUGGACAACUGUCUUCAGGCGAAGCCCUGCCCCCAGAGCAGAUGCUAAUCGCCAUACUUCGUCCUUUUUUCAUACCCCCCCUGAGCCAGCUACUUUCGAUGACGAUGAACAUGUGGAUGACCAGUCUGAGAUUCUCGAAACAGGCUUAUCCAAGAAAACAGAUACUCAUGAUCAUACUCGUGGAGCAUUAGAGAUCAAGACAUACCCGGAAGUUUCUGCCAUUUCAAAAUCAGCUUCUCAGAAAGAUUUCAACGUCUUGAUCCAUCUGAAAGCUGUUUCAAGCAUGAUUAGGAAUUCUGGGAAAAAUGAGAAUAAUGCUCGUGCUCCUGUGGAUCUUGUGACAGUGCUUGAUGUCAGCGGAAGUAUGGCAGGUACAAAACUUGCAUUGGUAAAACGGGCGAUGGGUUUCGUUAUCCAACAUCUCGGCCCUUCAGACAGGCUCUCAGUCAUUGCCUUCUCAUCCACUGCCAGACGUGUCUUCUCCCUUCGUCGAAUGACAGACGAUGGAAAGCAGGACGCAUUGCAGGCAGUUAACAGUCUUCUCUCUAGUGGAGGCACUAACAUUGCGGAAGGUCUAAGGAAAGGAGCCAAAGUAGUUAUAGACCGAAAGUGGAAGAAUCCAGUCACUAGCAUCAUUCUACUCUCGGAUGGGCAAGACACCUACACCAUCAGCAGUCCUGGUGGCCAAGUCAAAGCAAAAGCUGAUUAUCAUUCACUCAUUCCAUCAUCAAUACAUCAUGAUGAUGGUGGUUCAGGUAUACAUAUACCGGUUCAUGCAUUUGGGUUCGGUUCUGAUCACGAUGCAGCCUUGAUGCACUCUGUUUCAGAGGCUUCUGGAGGAACCUUUUCUUUCAUUGAAGCCGAGAAUGCUAUUCAGGAUGCUUUUGCACAAUGCAUAGGGGGUUUGUUAAGUGUGGUGGUACAAGAACUGAAUCUUAAGAUUGAGUGCGUCAACUCAAUGAUAAAGCUUGGCUCAGUCAAGGCUGGAAGCUAUAAAAGCAGACUUAAUCCUGAUUCGAGAACUGGUUUCAUUAGUGUCGGCGAUCUGUAUGCCGACGAAGAGCGAGAUUUCCUGGUUGAAGUGAACAUUCCAGCUGACGGAUCUAGUGAUAACACGACGCUGUUGAGAAUGAGUUAUAGUUAUAAGGAUCCAAUUACUAAAGAAGUAGCGAACGUGGAAGAACCAAAUAAAGUAGAGAUUGAAAGGCCUGCCGCGGUUACUGGGAAAUUGAUAGUAUCAAUGGAAGUUGACCGGCAGCGGAAUAGGGUUACAGCGGCCGAGGCAAUAGCCAAAGCAAGAUCAGCUGCAGAGCAAGGCGAUCUAUCGGUUGCGGUAUCGGUGUUGGAAGAUUGCCGUAAAGAGAUAUGGGAAUCCAUUUCGGCGCAAGCCGGAGACAAAUUGUGCAUGGGUUUGUGCGCGGAAUUGAAGGAGAUGCAGGAGAGGAUGGCUAGCCGUAAAGUGUACGAGACAUCUGGCAGAGCUUACGUGUUGUCCGGACUGAGUUCUCAUUCAUGGCAGAGGGCAACUGCUCGUGGAGAUUCGACGGAUAGCACGACUCUCUUGCAAUCAUACCAGACGCCCUCGAUGGUUGACAUGGUUAGCCGUUCGCAGACUAUGUACUUGGGCACACCGUCGUCGUCGUCAUCAUCCUCGUCAUCUCGGAAUAGAUUGUUGAGGCAAUCAAUGUCAUUUCCAGCAGGAGGACCCCAGCCAAGGUAAAUAAAUUGGUGAAGGAGUUUCUGUAUGUGUAAUGACACAUUUGUUGCUGCAUAUUUUUCUUUCCUUUUGUUCUUUUUUCCCCCAAUGUGAGAUGGGUUUUAGUGUAAUGUGCUGUUGAGGGUUGGGUAUACAUGGAAUAAAAGAAAGAGUGGAAGAUGGGAAAACGAGUUUCUAUGGGGGUUGGGUGGGGGGGUGAUUAGGUUACAAAAGUGGGGAGAUAGGUUUAGUUCUCUGUUUGGGGGGUUGUGUAUAUAAGGAGAAAUCAUGGUUUUCUCUUUUGAGUGGCUUAUUGAAAAAAAGGGAGGGUGGGUGG
This is a messenger RNA of Impatiens glandulifera, 2789 nucleotides long. Its product is annotated as E3 ubiquitin-protein ligase WAV3. The record is from RefSeq and is a predicted model, not a curated record. The transcript has 2 exons. Lineage: Eukaryota; Viridiplantae; Streptophyta; Magnoliopsida; Ericales; Balsaminaceae. Bases 290 to 2476 code for a protein of 728 amino acids.